GGGUGGCGGGGGAAGGAGGAGCGGGCGCAGGGCGGCGGCGGCGGCCCCGGGAUCGGGAUCGGCCCCGGGAUCGGGAUGGCGGGGCCGGGGCUGGAGCGGUACCGGCUGGCGCUGCUGGCGGCGCGGGAGGACGUGGGGAACCCCCGGGCUGGGACCGACUGGGCCGUCUUCGGCUAUGAGAAGCACCACGACCUCAAGCUCCUGGAUUCCGGAGCCGGGGGGCCGGAUGAGCUCGCUGGAAAAUUCUCUGUGGGCAGCGUCAUGUACGGGCUGUGCCGGGUCCUCGAUCCUGGCUCCGGCACCCCCAGGAUCGUCCUUAUCAGCUGGGUGGGGGAAAAGGUGCCGGAAUCGCAGCGGGCGGCGUGUGCCGGGCACCUGCCGGCCAUCCGGAGCUUCUUCAGGGAGGCCACGGCCGUGAUCAGCGCCCGGCGCCCCGAGGAGGUGACGCUGGAGGGGCUGCGCCGAGUGCUGGCACAGCUGGAGCCCCCCGCCCCUCGCCCUCCCAGGAGGACCCCCCAGGACACCCCGGAGCUGGUGGGAACCAACUACCGCAAGACCAACCCGGCGCUGGAGCUGCAGCGCACCCAGCGCGAUUCCUUCUGGGAGCAGGCUGAGCGCGAGGAGCAGCAGCGGAAGGAGCAGGAGAAGCAGCGGGAGCGGGAGCAGCGGCGGCGCUGGGAGCGGGAGCGCAUGGAGGAGGAGCGGCUGCAGGCGGCGGAACGGGAGAGGCGGCUGCAGGAGCGGGAGCGGCUCAUCGAGGAGCGGCGGCAGGAGCAGGCGCGGCUGGACGCGGAGGAGCGGAGGAAGGAGCAGGAGCGAUGGGAGCAGCAGCAGCGGGAGCAGGAGGCGGCCGAGCGGGAGCGCGGGGGUCGCACCGGGCUCAGCGGGACGGCGGCCGAAGCCGCCAUCCUGGUCUCCCAGCGCACCCAGAACCCCCGGGAAUUCUUCCGGCAGCGGGAGCGCUCGGGGUCCACGUCCGCAUCCCCCCUGGCCGGCAGCACCCCCGGUGCCCGCCGGCCCUUCCUGCGGUACCAGCGCAGCCUGACGGAAUCCGCCUUCAUCUUCCGCCGGCCGGAGCCCCCCCAGACCCCCCCGCCCGGCGCCUCCAGGGGAGCACCGCCCCCCAGCCCCCGCCGGCCGCCGCCGCCUCUGCCCCCCGGCCCCGCGGGGACAGGGACACCCCAGAGUGCCACCAGCGGGACCCCCGCCAGCCCCAGGGGGAGGGGCACCCCUCCCUCUGCCACGCUGGGGACGCCCCCCAGCCCAGCCCGAGCAGGGUCCCCUCAUGCCACCAGUCCUGUGGGGACAGGGACCCCACAAUGUGCCACCAGCGGCACCCCCGUCAGCCCUGUGGGGACAGGGACCCCACAAUGUGGCACCUUGGGGCCCCCCUCCAGCCCAGCCCGAGCAGGGUUCCCCCAUGCCACCAGCCCUGUGGGAACAGGGACCCCCCAAUGUGCCACCACCGGGACUCUCCACAGCCCCCUGGGGACAGGGACCCCUCCCUCUGCCACCCCAGGGAGCCCCCCCAGCCCUGUGGUGACGGCCACCCCCCAAUGUGCCGCCACUGGGACCCCCUCGAGCCCCAUGGGAAUGGGGACCCCUCUCUCCCCCGCCCUGGGGACGCCCAAUUUUGCCACCACUGGCUCAGGGUCCCCCCCUGCCAUGUCUGGGCCCCCUCCCAGCCCCCCCCGCAUGGGGGUCCCCCCAGUCCCCUCUGGGCCGGGGUCUUCUGAAAGCACUCCUGGGGUAGAGCCCCUCCCCCCUCCCAGCACUCCGGGCUUGGGGUCUCCCCCCAGCCCCCCCAGAGAUGUGGAGGGGCCCCCCCCGGACAGCCCCCCCCUCCCCAGCCCCCCAGCAUGGGAAUCUCUGGGGCCGCUGCUCGAGGAUGUCCCCAGCCCGCGGGAGGGGUCCCCAAAACCCCCGGCCGGGCCCCCCCUGCACUGCCCCGGCCCCCCCCGCCCGGUGCAGGACCCCCAGGAUUUGGGGCGCAAUGGAAUCGGGGGGCACGAGUGGGGGGGCGGCUGGGAAGCCCCCUGGGAGCCGGAACCCCCCCCGGGGCAGGGGGAGGAGCCCAGCGAGAGCCUCGUCCUGCACAAAGCCACGCCAGGCUUCGCUCUGCUGCUGGCCCGGGACGCCCCCCACCCACCGCUUUUGGGGGGUCCCAGCCCCCCCACCGAGGACGAGGACCUCUCCCCCCACGCUGUGUAAUGGGGGGGGGCUCAGCACCUCCUUUUGGGGUGGGGGGGGUCCCCCCUAUGGCACCACAGCACCCAGGAUGGACACCCCCUCCCCCUCACCCCCCAGCACAGCCUCCACCCCCCCUUUGCACCCCAAAAGAGCAGCUUGGGGAGGGGGCAGCACCCCAAGACCCCCCUCCCCGCUGGUGGCAGCACAGGAUGGGAGGGCACGGACCCCCCCUCACUCGGGCACAGGGACCCCCACGCCCCCCCCCACCCCCCCAAAAUCACACA
Messenger RNA from Haemorhous mexicanus (house finch), 2474 nucleotides. Its product is annotated as drebrin-like. Lineage: Eukaryota; Metazoa; Chordata; Aves; Passeriformes; Fringillidae. Gene Ontology annotation, cellular component: cortical actin cytoskeleton; lamellipodium; site of polarized growth. The record is from RefSeq and is a predicted model, not a curated record. Gene Ontology annotation, biological process: neuron projection morphogenesis; regulation of actin filament polymerization; postsynaptic actin cytoskeleton organization. Bases 76 to 2211 code for a protein of 711 amino acids. Gene Ontology annotation, molecular function: actin filament binding. The transcript is spliced from 13 exons.